Aspergillus pseudonomiae is the source of this 1944-nucleotide messenger RNA. RefSeq names its product TolB family protein. The coding region runs from base 1 to 1944 and encodes 647 amino acids. The transcript has a single exon. The record is from RefSeq and is a predicted model, not a curated record. Lineage: Eukaryota; Fungi; Ascomycota; Eurotiomycetes; Eurotiales; Aspergillaceae.
AUGCGCUGGCUUACCUCUACGGCAUGGGCCCUCGCGGUGGGCUCAAGCUUGGCGACGGCCCACAAAGCGAUGCACUUUGCAAUGGAGCAAAACCUCGAGAUGAUGCCCCAUACCCAUUCGGCUCGGGGACUACCAGCUCCCGGCAAAAAGGGAGUGAUGCUUAUGAACCGGAUUGGUCCGUCGUCAUCGGAGCUGUACGUGGCCAAUAUCGACGGCAGCAACGAGCAGAAACUGCUGGGAAACAACUCCAGAUUCGACUACCAUGCUUCUUUCUCACCCGAUGGACAAUGGAUUACCUUCACCUCGGAGCGCAAUGGCGACGGGAAUUCGGACCUCUACCGCUGUCGCGCGGACGGCUCCGGGCUGGAGAAGCUGGUGGCAACCCCCUCUGUCGAGGAUGCAGGUGUGCUGUCGCCCGAUGCCAGCAAGGUGGCAUGGGUCUCCACAGCGAACGGAUACACGACCAAUGUCUGGGUGAUGGAUCUUACGACGGGCGAACAACGCAACCUCACCAACCUGGAGGGAGUCAAGGGUGACCCGACGAAACCCAAUGGCUUCUUCCGUCCCAGCUGGUCGCCCGAUGGCGAAUGGCUUGCGUUCUCCUCGGAUCGCAACACCGAAUGGCGUGGACACGGGAAUGGUACAGGCUGGGAGCAUACACAGGAGUUGUCGGUGUAUGUCAUCCGGCCAGACGGAAGGGACUUUCGGAAGAUCGCAUCCAAGGAGGGCUGGAGUCUAGGGUCUCCCAGGUGGUCGCCAGAUGGCUCGCGGAUCAUCUUCUACGAGAUUACGACGGAAAACACAUGGGACGCACAUCGGCCCGAAUCGGUCGCCAGUGCCACUUCGCAGAUUGUGUCCGUCGACUUUGCUACGGGACUGGAUCGGAUCCAGCAUACGAGUGGAACGGGGGUGAAGGUCUCUCCGCAAUACGUAACCGCAGACAAUAUUGGGUACCUGGUGAAGGGCGGAUCGAACGAAGGCAUCCACUACACGGCGGAGAGCUCAACUCGCGCUGUGAUCAAUGGGACAAUGCGCUCGCCGUCCUGGUCGCCGGACGGCAAGUCCGUUGUCUAUGAGAAGUCGGAGUUCGAGGCGCGUGCAAUGGAGAAGAAACUCUACAGCUGGGAUCCCGAGUGGGAAUACCGCUUUACCGACGUGUUCCCGGAUCUGUCGCAACAGGGUCGACUGGCGAUCACACAGAAGCAACUCGGCAACUCCAGCAUCGUCACCAUGAGACCCGACGGAAUGGACCAAAAGCUUGUCUUCGACCCACUGACCCAAAGCAACAUCAGCUCCAGCGAGGUCGGCCAGGGCCUCGCCGGCGCAUUCCAGCCCACCUGGUCCCCCGAUGGGGAAUGGAUUGCCUUUGGUAUUGGGGCCUGGUUCCAGUCACGCGCGACGGGGAAGGGAUACAUUGCGAGAGCCAAAGCAGACGGAUCAUAUUAUGAGAUCCUCACCAACGGUACAAUCAAUGCGGGAUUCCCUAGCUACUCGUUGGAUGGACGAUACUUGGUCUACCGCGUAUGGGGUGCGGAGUUUGGGCUUCGUAUCAUGGAUGUGACCGAUAAGAGCGUUCGCGUUUUGACUACCACCCGGGACAACCUUCCAUUCUACUCGCCUGAUGGGCAGCGAAUCGUCUUCACACGUCGGACGAGCUACACCAACUUUGACGUGUGUACUAUACGUCCGGAUGGGUCGGACCUGAAGGUGCUCACAUCGAGCGGAGCCAACGAUGCCCAUGCGACAUGGACAGCGGACGGCCGCAUUCUGUAUGCAAGCGGCAUGUACGGAUUCCGGGAUGAAGCCGCCAUUUAUGACAACACCUUCCAGCCGUACGGUCAGAUAUUCGUCAUGAAUGCAGACGGCUCGAAUAAGACUAUCCUCACCGACAGUAUCUGGGAGGAUUCGAUGGCGUUGUACCUACCCAAUGAGGUGCUUGAGUAG